Molecule: messenger RNA, 2190 nt
Organism: Pungitius pungitius (ninespine stickleback)
Lineage: Eukaryota; Metazoa; Chordata; Actinopteri; Perciformes; Gasterosteidae
Gene: cops5
Product: COP9 signalosome subunit 5
Exons: 8
Coding region: 163-1167 (334 amino acids)
Biological process (GO): protein deneddylation
Cellular component (GO): COP9 signalosome; cytoplasm
Molecular function (GO): deNEDDylase activity; metallopeptidase activity; protein binding
Source: RefSeq, a predicted model, not a curated record
UUUGAUCCAUUGGUAUGACCCACUGUCAUGGCUCCCUGACCAAGUGGCCAUUUAGCCCUGUUACGGGAUCAAACUAUUGGAGAAAUAUAACAUUUAUUCACAUACUUGAGCAAAUUGUUUGUUUUUAGCGACUCAGCUUUUGUUUGGCCUGGAUAAUUCGCCAUGGCGGGUACCAGCACGGCUCAGAAAACAUGGGAGCUAUCCAACAGCAUGCAGGAAGUUCAAAGCAUAGACGAAAUCUACAAAUACGACAAAAAGCAACAACAAGAAAUCCUCGCUGCGAAGCCAUGGACAAAGGAUCAUCACUACUUCAAGUACUGCAAGAUCUCAGCCUUGGCCCUGUUGAAGAUGGUGAUGCACGCCCGGUCCGGGGGGAACCUGGAGGUGAUGGGCCUCAUGCUGGGGAAGGUGGACGGUGAAACCAUGAUCAUCAUGGACAGCUUUGCCCUGCCCGUGGAGGGCACCGAGACCCGGGUCAACGCCCAGGCUGCAGCCUACGAGUACAUGGCGGCCUACAUCGAAAACGCCAAGCAGGUUGGCCGGCUGGAGAAUGCGAUCGGCUGGUACCACAGUCACCCCGGCUAUGGCUGCUGGCUUUCUGGCAUAGAUGUCAGCACUCAGAUGCUCAACCAGCAGUUCCAGGAGCCUUUUGUGGCCGUUGUGAUCGACCCCACUCGGACGAUUUCCGCAGGAAAAGUCAACCUCGGCGCCUUUAGGACCUACCCAAAAGGUUACAAACCUCCUGAUGAGGGACCCUCAGAAUACCAAACAAUCCCCCUGAACAAGAUUGAAGACUUUGGUGUUCACUGUAAACAGUAUUACGCCUUGGAGGUAACUUACUUUAAGUCCUCUCUUGAUCGAAAGCUUCUGGAACUCCUUUGGAACAAAUAUUGGGUCAAUACCUUAAGUUCCUCAAGUCUCCUCACGAACUCGGACUACACCACGGGCCAGGUGUUUGACCUGUCGGAGAAGCUGGAGCAGUCGGAGGCCCAGCUGGGCCGAGGUAGCUUCAUGCUCGGCUUGGACACCCACGACAGGAAGUCUGAGGACAAACUGGCCAAAGCAACGCGAGAUAGCUGCAAGACAACCAUAGAGGCAAUUCAUGGCCUGAUGUCUCAAGUCAUUAAAGACAAGCUCUUCAAUCAAAUCAACACGUCUGGCAACUGAACCUGAACUACGAGCUGAUUUGGAUUUUACCUGGAAGUGUUUUCUUGUGCGUAUCCAGCACUUACUGGUAUAUUGUUUAUGUUUAACUUUGAAAAGUAGAAUAUUGGGGUUGCUUUUUUUAAAAGUUACAUUUCUUAUUUGGGUUAUACAGUAAAAAAUAAAAAUAAAAAUUGCAUCUGCUGUCUGGGUAUUUCAUACACAAAGAAUAUUAUUUUCAUUUUAAUCUACAUUAUACAACCGAAACACUUCUGAUGGGUCAUUUGUGAAUAUAAUUCAGCAUUCUUUGGACGUGGGGGUCUGACUGCAGCCUCGUGUCCCUUUUUCACGCUUUGGCUGUAUACAAAACUCCUUUUGCCCUGUAUUCUCCUGCAGCCCAACAUCUAAACACCCACCACGGGCGCGUUUUACCACACUAGCCUAACCUCGCACCGGUCAGUCAUUCAAGUGCAGCAUUACAUAAUGGAACAACAAACUCCAGCUUCUGCACAGGCUCAAAGGGUAUCGGCUGCGGCGCGUGGGACGUCUCUGCGGAGUCCCUCCCGGAGCGGUUCGGCUCUUCGGUGGCACCCACACACACACACACACACACUCCGGGGCGCGGCGGGCCGGCAGUGAUGCAGCGCAGAAACAGAAGCCGCGCACACUGGAGUCCAUUCACCCGGCGGCUCUGCUCUGCGUCGACGCGGACACUCGCCGAGUCUGCCUUUUUUUAAGGGCCGGCCGCUCUUGGCUCGGCUUCGUGUCAUGUCUUUUUCGUAGCGGCAUUGUAAUGGGUAGAUGUAUAUUUUUGAUGUCAUGUAUUGCAGAGGAAACGAUCCCAGUGGGGCGGAGGGAGUGUCUGUUUUUUCUCAUGCGAAUGAGUUUUGGCACAGCUUUUUAUAAUGGUUUUGCUUUUACCUUUAUUCAAGCCAUGUUCUAAAUUGGAAGGUGUUCGGUAUAGUGGUUUUAAAGAGGAAACCUAUUAGAUUAUCCUUAAUGUAAUAAAAUAAAUGUGAAACACUUGAAUAGGUUUUCUGCACACAG